Molecule: messenger RNA, 855 nt
Organism: Parnassius mnemosyne (clouded apollo)
Lineage: Eukaryota; Metazoa; Arthropoda; Insecta; Lepidoptera; Papilionidae
Source: the annotation of a GenBank genome assembly
AUGGACGCCUGGUGGAAGCCUGGCAUAGAAAAUAUAAAUGGAAGGACUAUCGAUUGUGUGAACAAUUGUCCUCAGACCUGGAGUCUUCCAGAAACAAUAGCCGCUGAUAUUAUUAUUAUCUGCACGUACCUCACUUUGGUCUUAAAGAUAUUGCCGGCACUUAUGAAGAAUCGGCCGCCAUACAAACUAAGCAAAUUGUUGAUAUGCUACAAUGCUUUUCAAGUAUUUUAUUCAAGUUAUCUUGUCUUUAUAUAUACGCGGUAUAUAAUAAAACACGGUAUAUUCCCUACGAGAUGUCCCCAAGGAGAUCCUUUAAAGCCGGUGAUAAAAGACAUUUUCCCAUACUUUCUUGCCAAGCAUGUAGAUCUUUUGGAUACGGUGUUCUUCGUUUUAAGGAAGAAGGAAAACCAAGUGACAUUUCUUCAUGUUUAUCACCAUAGUGUGAUGGUAACAUGGGCUUGGCUUUACUAUGCUUAUAAGCCAUCGGACCAUUUCGUAGUUGUUGGUUUGAUUAACAGUUUCGUUCACGUACUAAUGUACGCAUAUUAUGGAUUGUCGUCGCAGGGUCCACGGUUUGCUAAAUUUAUCUGGUGGAAAAAACAUUUGACGAAGAUACAACUUAUCCAGUUUAUUUUAGUCGUCUUCAACAUGCAUUACCAGCAGAAGUUAACGCCAUGUCCGAUUCCUUUCUUCUUCCACUACUUCGGCAUGUUAAGCAUCUGCUCAUUCUUCUUCCUCUUUUUGAAAUUUUAUCUCAAGAGCUAUGUGAAACAGUCGAAGAACAUCCAGGAAACUAAAACAAACUGUAAAGAUAUAGAACAUAACAUUGCUAAAAAUGAUGUUAAAAUAAAGUAA